AUGGCCCUGGAGGAGAAGCGGGAGAAGCGGCCGCCCGUCACCCCCAUGAUGAUCGAGGAGGAGGCCGCCCUGCGGAACGGCAGCCGGGGGCUGCCGCCGGGCCCCUGGGCCGAGGCGGCGGGGCCGAGACCCCGCACGACGGAGCGGCACAUCGCCGUGCACAAGCGCCUGGUGCUGGGCUUCGCCGUCUCCAUCCUGGCGCUGCUGGCCGUGACCAUGGUGGCCGUGCUGCUCAGCGUCCGCUUCGAGGAGUGCGGCGCCGCCGCCGACGGCCCGCCGCGGGUCGGCGGCAACGGGAGCCUGCCCGGGGGGGCCCGCCCGCCGCCCCGAGCCGGGCAGCCCCCCGGCCGGCCCGAGCCCGAGGAGCAGGCGCGGGGCGGGGAGGCGACGGCGGCGGCGGCGGAGGAGGAGGAGGAGGAGGAGGAAGAGGAGGAGGAGGAGUGGCAGCGGCGGAGGUUGCUGCCUCCCUGGGCCCGGCCGCGGCUGCCGCGGCACCUGCGGCCGCUGCACUACAACCUGAUGCUGAGCGCCUUCAUGGAGAACUUCACCUUCUGCGGGGAGGUGAACGUGCAGCUGGAGGUGCGCAACGCCAGCCGCUACAUCGUGCUGCACGCCCACCGCAUGCACAUCGAGGCGGUCCGCGUGGCCGAGGACAAGCUGGCCGGCGCCGUGCGGGUGGCCCGCUCCUUCCUCUACCCCCAGACCCAGGUCCUCGUCGUCGUCCUCAACCGCAGCCUGGAGGUGCAGCGGAGUUACAACCUCAAGAUCAUCUACAACGCCCUCAUCGAGAACGAGCUGCUCGGCUUCUUCCGCAGCUCCUACGUCCUGCACGGCGAGAGGAGGUUUCUUGGUGUUACGCAGUUUUCUCCUACUCAUGCCAGAAAAGCCUUUCCUUGCUUCGAUGAGCCCAUCUACAAGGCCACUUUCAAAAUCAGCAUCAGGCACCAAGCAACUUAUAUAUCUUUGUCCAACAUGCCAGUUGAAACUUCUGUUUUUGAAGAAGAUGGAUGGGUUACAGAUCACUUUUCACAGACCCCUCUCAUGUCCACGUAUUACCUAGCCUGGGCAGUGUGCAAUUUUACGUACCGGGAAACUGUCACCAAGAGUGGAAUAGUUGUACGAUUGUAUGCAAGACCUGAUGCAAUCCGAAGAGGAUCAGGGGACUAUGCUCUAAAUAUUACAAGAAGACUAAUUGAAUUUUAUGAAGAUUAUUUUAAAGUGCCCUAUUCCCUGCCAAAAUUAGAUCUGUUAGCUGUGCCUAAACAUCCAUAUGCUGCUAUGGAGAACUGGGGACUGAGUGUUUUUGUGGAACAAAGGAUACUGCUAGAUCCAAGCAUUUCUUCUAUAUCAUACCUGCUGGAUGUCACCAUGGUCAUUGUACAUGAGCUAUGUCAUCAGUGGUUUGGUGACCUUGUGACUCCAGUUUGGUGGGAGGAUGUAUGGUUGAAAGAGGGUUUUGCUCACUAUUUUGAAUUUGUCGGGACAGACUACCUCUACCCAGGAUGGAACAUGGAAAAGCAGAGAUUUCUGACAGAUGUCCUACAUGAAGUGAUGUUGCUGGAUGGUUUGACCAGUUCACAUCCAGUAUCCCAGGAGGUGCAGCAAGCCACAGACAUUGACAGGGUGUUUGACUGGAUUGCAUAUAAAAAGGGUGCAGCUUUAAUUCGAAUGUUGGCUAAUUUUAUGGGUCACUCUGUGUUUCAAAUGGGUUUACAAGACUAUUUAACCAUUCACAAGUAUGGCAAUGCAGCCAGAAAUGAUCUCUGGAACACAUUGUCAAAGGCUUUAAAAAGGGUUGGAAAAUCUGUAAAUAUCCAAGAAGUAAUGGAUCAGUGGACACUGCAGAUGGGUUAUCCUGUUAUCACUAUCUUGGGAAAUGAAACUACGGACAAUGUCAUAGUAAUCUCCCAAGAGCGUUUUGUUUAUGAUAGUGAUGCUAAAACCAAGGAUCCUGACUUUGGAGACAACAGCUACUUGUGGCAGAUUCCAUUAACAAUUGCAGUAGGAAAUACGAGCCACAUCUCAUCAGAGGCAAUUAUAUGGGUGUCUAACAAAUCAGAACACCACAGAAUUCCUGCUUUGGAAGAGGCAAGUUGGUUGCUGGGGAACAUCAACCAGACCGGCUACUUUAGAGUUAAUUAUGAUGUUAGGAAUUGGAGGCUGCUAAUUAAUCAACUAACAAGGAACCAUGAGGUUAUCUCUGUCAGUAAUCGAGCAGGCUUGAUCGAUGAUGCAUUCAAUCUAGCCAGAGCUGGUUAUUUGCCUCAGAAUAUUCCUUUGGAGAUUAUCAGAUACCUUUCAGAGGAGAAGGAUUUUCUGCCUUGGCAUGCUGCCAGCCGAGCUCUUUAUCCUCUAGAUAAAUUACUGGACCGCACAGAAAGCUACAACAUCUUCAAUGAGUAUAUUUUAAGACAAGUUGCAUCAAUGUAUCUCAAGCUUGGAUGGCCAACGAAUAAUUUAAACAAAUCACUUGUUCAAGCAUCCUACCAACAUGAAGAGUUGCGUCGGGAAGUCAUCAUGUUGGCCUGCAGCUUCGGUAACAAACAUUGUCACCAGCAGGCUGCAACGUUAAUCUCUGAUUGGAUUUCUAGCAAUAGAAACAGAAUCCCACUUAAUGUGAGAGACAUUGUCUACUGUACAGGAGUUUCACUGAUGGAUGAAGACGUAUGGGAGUUCAUUUGGAUGAAAUUUCAUUCUACCAUAGCAGUGUCUGAGAAAAAAAUAUUAUUAGAAGCCUUAACUUGCAGUGAUGACAGAAAUUUGCUCAAUAGGCUUUUGAAUUUGUCUCUCAACUCAGAAGUUGUCCUGGAUCAGGAUGCAAUUGAUGUGAUAAUCCAUGUAGCUCGAAAUCCACAUGGAAGAGAUCUUGCGUGGAAGUUUUUCAGAGAAAAAUGGAAAAUAUUAAAUGCCAGGUAUGGAGAAGCAUUAUUUAUGAAUUCAAAGCUUAUCAGUGGGGUCACAGAAUUCCUUAAUACUGAAGAAGAACUAAGAGAGCUAAAGAACUUUAUAAAGAGUUAUGAAGAGGGAGCUGCUGCCUCUUUCUCCCGUGCUGUGGAAACAGUGGAAGCCAACGUACGGUGGCAAAGGCUUUAUAAGGAAGAACUAUUCCAGUGGCUAAGAAAAUCCUUGACACACUAA
This is a messenger RNA of Cygnus atratus (black swan), 3138 nucleotides long. RefSeq names its product thyrotropin releasing hormone degrading enzyme (gene TRHDE). Gene Ontology annotation, biological process: peptide catabolic process; proteolysis. Gene Ontology annotation, cellular component: cytoplasm. NCBI's taxonomy places the organism in Eukaryota, Metazoa, Chordata, Aves, Anseriformes, Anatidae. Gene Ontology annotation, molecular function: metalloaminopeptidase activity; zinc ion binding; peptide binding. Bases 1 to 3138 code for a protein of 1045 amino acids. The record is from RefSeq and is a predicted model, not a curated record. The transcript has 19 exons.